CUCAGCCUCCCAAAGUGCUGGGAUUACAAGCAUGAGCCACAUGCCUGGUCCAAGCCCCAUAUUAAUAAGAGAAUUCUAAUUACCUUCCAAACUUGGAGACCCAACCUGGUGGAGGCAGGGAGCAAUUAGCCAUAUGUGGAUGCUGACUGUAAUCAGGAAAACUGUAAUGGAUAUGCCAACACCCCAAGUAGCAGCACUGAAAACUGGUGAGCUGCUAAAUUUGCACUUUAUUUGAAAAUGACAACUAGAUGAAAAUAUAUUUUGAAAAAGACCCAGGCUGAUGCCUUCUGCUUUUUCUGGGGUGUGAAUUCAGUCAAUAAAACUUGCCCCUUGAUUCAUCCAUUUCUCAAAAGUUUGGAUCUACUGACUACACACACACACACACACACACACACACAGAGAGAGAGAGAGAGAGAGAGAAAUUCCAUCAGCAUUUUGCAAAAGAACAAUUUGGAAGAGAAAUGUAUUAAAUCCUCAGGGAAAUUAAACCCAAAUAAUCCAAUAAUGGCAUUACAAAAUUAACACUAGACUAUGAAUUGAAUUAAUUGCCUCCUACUGUGGUGUUCUUGGCUACCACAGACCAAAACAAAUGAAGCCAAUGAUGUCAAAUGCCUUAAGAGAGACCACAGGCAAGUUUGUAUCACAAGAGUUCACCCACUGUGGUUUUUCAGCUUUCUGGCUUGUUCUGGAGAUCAAUACGAAGAAAGAUCUUCACUUCUGCCAUCUCAUGUCUCAAAUUACAUACGGUAGGUUGGUGAGAGAUGUGAGAGGUGGCACAGUGCUAGACACAACAGAGCAAUUUUACGACUCUUUGUGAAUUACCUCUAACUGUCUGUGUCUAGAAGUAGCUGGACUGUUGGAAAUCCAUGCAAGUCUUUUUCUCCUGAAAGGGCUGAGGGACUGGUGGGAACAAGUAAAGGUGUCUCUAGAACCCAGGCAGUCUAGUGAUAAGGCAGAUAUUUAAGAACAAUCAGCUGCUCCAAAAGAGAUUCACUUUGGCAUUUCAGUAAAUAUGCAUUUAUUUCUGUAAAUUCUCUUUUAAUGCCAUGAUGUCAGCAUGCCUUUGGCAAUACGUGAUUACCUAAAUAAUAUGUGUCCUGGGACAAACAAAAUUAGCAUGUAUAUGACUUACCAGGCCCCUGCUCAUCUUCCUAAGGACUUUGAGAAGGAAGGAAGGAUGCAGCAUCUUGAUGGAAAGAAAAUUUUGGUGAUUUACACAGCUUUACAAAAUAAGACCCCUAGAGCAAAUACAGAGGGUCUGACUGCCUCCAGCUUCUCCUGAGACUCCAGUUUGUCAAAAUGCCUCUCGAGUAUUUGCUCGUAUACACAUCCUUCACGUUACAGCUGACACUGACCCCUGAAGCUUUUUAAUUACCAAACAGCAUUUUACCAAAAAACGGAUUCGUGGUAUUUUGUUGGGAUAUUAUAAUUUUUUCACAUUCUUAAUUUUGUUUGACAUUUUGAAAAUACUAUGCCUGACUCUUUUGUGCAGAUUAAAAAAAAAAAAAAAACCAUCGCUAGCAUGGAUUAAAUACUUCUAUUUCCUUCCCUCAAGAAUUGACACAAACACCAAAAACAAAAUACUUUUUGUUUAAGCUUAGAGAAAUGAAGCAUUCUGUUUGUUUGGAAUCUUAAUUACUAUCGCCCCAAAUUUACCUAAUUAGAAGCUCUUUUAUAAUGAGGAAAAUUAUUUUCAAAGUUAAUGAAUUUGCAAGCACAAACAUUGCUGUCUUCCCAGAAUGAAUUAUUCACAUUCCUUACAUGCAUAUUUUAGUUGUACACUCUAAUUAAUAUUAGUACUUAAAAUGUGUGAGAUGGAUUUCACUGUUAAAAAAAAAACUUGCCUUUGUUUUUAGACGAUAUAAAAACACCACAAUUUUUUUCUCAUCUCAUAAACAUUGGGCUGCACAUAGAGACUAAAUUUUAGAUUUGGACAAAAUGGAAAUUAUUUCAUCAAAACUAUUCAUUUUAUUGACUUUAGCCACUUCAAGCUUGUUAACAUCAAACAUUUCUUGUGCAGAUGAAUUAAUGAUGUCCAGUCUUCACAGCAAAGAAAAUUAUGACAAAUAUUCUGAGCCUAGAGGAUACCCAAAAAGGGAAAGAAGUCUCAAUUUUGAGGAAUUAAAAGAUUGGGGACCAAAAAAUGUCAUUAAGAUGAGUACACCUGCAGUCAACAAAAUGCCACACUCAGUCGCCAACUUGCCAUUGAGAUUUGGGAGGAACGCUGAAGAAGAAAGAAGUGCUGGAGCAACAGCCAACCUGCCUCUGAGAUCUGGAAGAAAUAUGGAGGUGAGCCUCGUGAGACGGGUUCUUAACCUGCCCCAAAGGUUUGGGAGAACGACAACAGCCAAAAGUGUCUGCAGGACACUGAGUGAUUUGUGUCAAGGAUCCUUGCAUUCACCAUGUGCCAAUGACUUAUUUUACUCCAUGACCUGCCAGCACCAAGAAAUCCAGAAUCCCGAUCAAAAACGAUCAAGGUAAAUACCUGAAAACCAGUCAAAGUGCAUGGGCAGUUAUAUAGAGGUGGUCUAGAAACUUUAAAAAUGACUACACCUUUUCAACAUAAAUUUCUAAGACAGUAAGUUUCCUGGAAGGAGAGAGAGGCAAAGACACAAGGAACUGAAUACCUGUACAUUGGGAACUAUAGAAGGCCAGGUAUAAUAAGCAUGGCUCAAAGUAUAAAAUCAUAAGAUGGCUUCCCCCAAGCCACAUAUGAGCAUCAGUCUCAUUAUCCUGUAGCUGCUCACUAAGUCCAUGCAAUGACAGGAUAUUGUCUGGCGCUGGACCUCUCCCACAUAAAAAGUCUCACGGGAGAGAGUUGUUCAGGUGUAAAGGACCCCAUCUCAAUAAUCCAGGUCUCAAAUGCAGCAGGUUUUCUUUCUUGACUUUUAAUCAAAGUGUUUUCUUUUUUCUGGAUCUCAUCUUAUAAACUCUGUUAUAAUCAUUAUUUAUAUUAAUUAAGAAAUACGUAUUAUCUCCUAUGUGUAUAUCAGAAUGUAAGAUUUAAAAAUUAACAAGCUACCUACCUAUUAUUUUAUAGUAGUGUAUGCUUAAAAAAAUUUUUUUAUGUGAAGUAGAACAUGAUGCUUUAGUUGAGACCUGAAGAAAGUACAGUGGCAGACUGUGUCACCUUAUCUGAGAGACCUUCUCAGGACACUCCAGGUUUGUUCUUUUCCAUGGUAUUAUCCCCAUCUGACAUAUAUUUAGGGUCCAUGUCUUUUCCAUUUCUUUUCCAUGUGACUUAUCCCCAUCUGACAUAUAUUUAGGGUGCAUUGCCUUUAUUAGAAUUUCAGUUCUACAAAUCCCAUAAUUUUUGUCCACUGCCAUAUCCCCAGAGCCUAAAAACUGUGUCUGCCACAUAGUAGGCCCUCAAUAUUUGACAGGAUAAAUGAAAUAAGAGAGGCACUAAUAAGGUCCUGCAGAGUCAGAAAGGUCAGAAAAAAAGAGGAUGUUUCUGUAUGUGGAAACCUGCCUUUGAGAAGCAGCUUUCUCUUGAACAUUCGGAGACUGGUGGGAAGGGGGGGUCAUUUUUAGACACUAAAGCAAGGUGAGCCAAGAACAGCCGAGGCACCCUUUGGCAAGAGCAAAAUGUAUGCGAAGAGGACAGAAAGAAGGCUAGACAGAGUAAGAGCAGAGAGCGCAGAUACUGAGGACCCGGACAAGGACCUGGGGCACCAUUCAUCAGGAGAGGGAGAACCGCUGACAUUUCUGCUGAGGUUCUGGGGUGUCAUACAGAGGCACAAUUGACAGCUAAUCAGAUGUUGGGAGUGGAGCAGUAUGGAGGGAGAGAGAUGAAUCAAUGAUAAGUGUUUGGGCCUGAGUGCCCAUCACAGAUUCAGCAUCUCCCCAAUAUCUCACUCAUGUCAAGUGCAACACAAUUCAACUCAAGUAUAAUUAGGCAGUUAGGACUAUGGCUUGUAUUUGUAUGCACUCUUGCAUGCUGUUGUUCUGAUGGGUGAGAACAUUUUGUACUGCUUACAUUUUAGGAGACUGGUAUUCCAGAAAAUGAAUGAUGCAGAAUUGAAACAAGAAAAAUAAGAAACCUGGAGCCUGUCCCUAAAGCUGUGGCCUGUAAUCUACAAGUGGCUCUAUAGCAAAGACCACAAGGAAGAGCAGCUACAUACAUUUCAUCAACUAUGGAUCAUCAACGGCACUUUUUCCUUGUCAGUACGACUAUAAUAGUAUCUUGAAAGUUGUAAAAAUUUAAAGCAUAUUUGUUAUGUAAAGUUAAAAUGAUUUUUGUCUGAAUAAAAAAGAGCAUUGCAAAUGCUUUAGAAAUCUCUGGUAAUUGAGAGAGAGAGAGACAGAAGACCCUCCUCACUACCCUAUAUAAAAAUCAUAGACACAGUUACACUUAAUUAAAAAAAAAUUAAACAGAAGAGCACCCUGAAAAACAUUAUGAUGGAAAUUAAAUAAUUUUCCAGAAUAACAUGGUUGACAAAUAAGUGAACAAGGAUUACAAAUCACUUAUAAACAUGUUUCUGUACACCCUUUCUAUUGUGUCAAAUGUUAAUGAAUCUGUGAUCAAUUGAAAUGUAAGUGUCAUGUAAUACUACAAAAUAAAAACUCUUAGACUUUAGGGAGAUAAAAGAAAAAGGAAACUAUGAGUUACCUCUUUUAGUGUCUCCUCUGUCUACAUCCAGAAAUUUGCUUCUGGUGAGUUUCUUUUCUCCUCAUUUAACAUUUCAAGUUUUUGGUUUGCAAAAAGAUCUGGCUACUCCUCAACUAAGAAUUUAUAAAUUCAGUACACCACAACACAAAUGCACAGUGACGUGCCUUUAAUCCUGAGGAUAUGAAGUCCUUAAUCAGAUAUAACUAGUUUAUUGAACAGUCUCAACUCCACCGGGCGCACACAGGAAAUUGUUUUAUUUUUCUCCCAUUGUGCCCCCCGCUGGGCUGUGUUGAAUCUCCUGCCCCUGCUGAUCAAAGUUCCCUUAAUGAUACCCUGGACAUACUGCAUAACUCCCUCAGUCACUUCCUGAUAUUAAAAAACUUUGUCAAGUCCAGUUGAAGACACCAACCUCAUAUCCAAAAAUAAAAUGUCCCCACCCACCCCCAUGUCUGGCUGGGCUGGAGGAAAGGCCUAAAGGGAAAGGGGCAGGUCUGCUCUUUCUCCCUUCCUCCCCUUUCUCGCCUGAGAGGUAGGGUGCUGGGAGGGAACAUGGUAGGCUCUGAAAAACAAUCUCCCCUCCUAUCUUCUCCAGGGCACAGGAGGAAUGGGGAUAGUGGGGAUGGUCAAGAGAAGCGGUCUCCUCCUCUCUAUAUAAAGUUGCUGCUUCUACAAAAGCAUUCUUCGGGAAGACUUGCAGGGGCCUUCACACAGGUCACCUACCUGGGGGCUCUGGAUGCUACUUGAUCUCUUCCAGCUACCCCCGUCUCAUCUGUUCUCCCCAUAGUUUCUAUUGCCAGACAGAAAGGCUCAAGCCAGCCACCCUCCCAGUACCCGCUUGAUGCAUAGAGAAUACAGACAUCCCAGCCAGCCCAAGGGUGGACUGCAGGUUGCCACUCCACUGUCCCCCGUUGUCUCCACCCCUCUUGUCCCUGUUUAGGAGGGGGCAGGCCGGUUAUAAGCCUACUGUCUAAGCAAGCAGCCAGUCAGAAGUAGCAUGCAGUGCGCCUGUCAAAACCCCAUAUUCUAGAAGUGGUUUUCUAGGAACCACUCUUACUUGGCUUCUUGGGGGAGCAGCAACUGCAGCAGGCCCCCUCCAAGGCAGACUCUCAUAUCUGCACAUGUUGGAAGGGCACGGCCAAGGCAGGGAGGGCUGCUGUGGCUCUGCCAGGUCUUAGCAAACCACGAGCAGGUGUCUGGCUCCCACCAUCCAUGGUUCUCUUUACUUAGCAUCUCUUCUAAAGUAUUUAGCCUCUCCGUACACCUCCAGUUGUGGUCCCCAGUUGCCAAUUCUGAGUGACAGAGAGAGUAUCCUGCAACAUCCUGCUACACUAAUAAAUAAAAGACCACCUGGUCCCGUGAGAGUGUAUGACACAGGGAAACUUCUUGUCAUAGAAAUGGGUUCUUUACCUAAGCCCCUAAUCUACGGGAAAUGUUAGCUGAAUAACCAACUGUUGGCUGUCCCCUCAUCUGCUUGGCUUAUUCUGUUGUGCCACCACACCAGCUCCUUCACCAGCUUCCAUAAGAACCCCACUCACGUAACUCAAUGUGGAGCUUGUGAUUUUGCAGAGGAUUUGCGGGAUUGCACGGUACAGCAUUUCACUGGGCAAGUCUCCAUCAGGCCUCUUCCGGGUCCCUCAUUAACUGGACCACUGGCAAGUUCCCCUCCUCUCUGAUCUCUGUUAUUCACUCCAGAGUGGCUUCAUGCGUGUGCAAUCCCUGCAGUCACACAAAGCCCCACGCUUGGCUCAGUGUUCUGCUGUCACUGUCUUGAAUUUCUUAAGUAUUUCAAGGGGCCCCACAUUUAUAUUUUGCACUGAACCCUGCAUAUCAUGUAGCCUGUCUUGCUUCCCGCAGACUCAGCCCUGCUGGAUCCCACAACACCCUUGUUUGUUAGUCAGAGCAGCUUCCAUUUUCUACAUCGAACCCAAAAGCCGGCUUCAUGCAGACCUGCGAGGUCUGCUUCCAUCCUACAGUGGGUACAAAAUAUAACUGUAUGAUUCAUGAAGUGUGCUCAAAAUGCAAAUUUAUUUUUGUGCCCCACUGCCGCUUUCUAAUACAAGGGAUGGGGAAGAGGGUGUGCAGAAAUCUUCCUCUGACUCUCAGUGAAAACUUGGCCAGAUGCCAUGAACUUCACUUCUCUCUUAAGUAAUGUCAAGCCUUUGGCCUCUCUGAGUCAAAAACACACAGUCUCAAUGCCAUUGUCAUCAACCUUUCAGCCUGCAUUCAGCUGCUCAUACAUUCAUUCUGCACCCUUCCCUUGUUGAGGCCUAAGUCUGGAGACAGGACCGUGGUUGGCUUCUGUUCUCUCUUCCACCCUCAUCUGCUCCUUCUCUCCCUGGCUGCCUUUGGGACUGCACUGGGAGUUAAGAGAAUUUGGGAUGAGAGGAAAGGGGAUGAGGUAGUUCUCACCUGAAUGGACUUACUCUCAGGACUCAGGGGAUGGCGCUGCCAACCAUUACUGGACCCUCUCCCUGCCAUUCUGUCGUACUGUGAAACCUUCCAGGCCCCACCGUGGCCUCGGCCCUCAGCCCUGGGGCACGGGCAUCCACUCCAUACAUGCUUAUUUCUCUUCCGGGGUCCUCUUGAGUAGGACUUGAAACAUCUCCAGGAACUCUCUGCCUGCCGCAGCCUGUGUCUGGUUGUGCGCAGCUGACCCUCCACACCUGGCUGUGAUCCCAAAUGGCUCCUCUGUCCUGCUGCUCCCAGGCUCUUCAGCCUUUUUGGCUUUUGUUUUUCUCAACCUCAUAGAAUAUAUUUCCUUAUCCUGUGGAAGCCCCUCCCUGAUGAAGGGUGAGGAAGCAGUAAUUCCAGACC
Molecule: messenger RNA, 7426 nt
Organism: Chlorocebus sabaeus (green monkey)
Lineage: Eukaryota; Metazoa; Chordata; Mammalia; Primates; Cercopithecidae
Source: RefSeq, a predicted model, not a curated record